AAUGAGACCAGGGGGCGGAGAGAUCACCCUCUUGUCCCUAAGGUUGGUAUAUACCAGAGGAUCCAAUCCGGUUUAAGCUGGUUUCUUGUGCCGAAGGAACAUUUAUGUUCGGAAGUUACAGCGUGUUCUCACGAAACAUAUGCAGUGAAGGAAAUUGUGCACACUCAGUAGGAUAGCUCACUGUUACUGAAUUUAUAGUUACUUAAGGCUACAUUGUUCUUGAUCUGUAGACUUUACGCGCAAAGCCAUCAUGGGAAAAAGGAGCAAACAAGCUGUUAGCGAUGCUGAAAACGAGCCAAGGAGACGAUCUGCAAGAUUGACUAAGCCAGAGCCAGAGCCUAAAGAAAAGCCACAGAAGGCAUCUGCCAAGAAGGCAAAAGCAGUAACUAAGGCCAAGCCAGAGGUGGCGAAGGAGAAGGAGGAGAAGAAGAAGAAGAAGGAGGUUGAGGUGGAGGAGGAUGUAGCUGAAGCAGAAGAGGCUUCGCCCGAGAAUGGGGAGGACAAAGCGGACGCAGAGGAGGCUCCAGCAGAGGAAACGGAAGAAGCAGCAGAAGAUGCAGAGGCUGAGGAUAAAGAAGAAGAAGAAGCAGAAUAACGCUAAACUCAUUCAUAAGCUCUCCUGAAGCUCCUGAACCUCCUUUCUUAAAUAACACAGAGAAUUUUAUAUCAACUAUUUUUUUAUGAAAUGGCAGUAAGGGUUUUAGUGGUAACAUUGUAGAUUUUCUUUUCAAUGUUAAAAUGUGUACCUUCAAUUUUUACCUCUGUGGUUUUGGGAAAGGAUAAUAUUGUGUUCAUUGAGGAGUGUGUUUUUUUUUUUUUUUUUUUGAACAUGUAUGUUCUUUUGUAUCUUCUGUUGGGGGAAAAAUAAACCAGUUAUAUUAAUCUGCAUGAAAUGCAUUCUUUUAGCAAUACAUAUUUUGAUGUCAGGAGAGUUUGGCUAAAACAUUCCAAAGGCUACAUGAGGGACCCGUUUGUAACUUGGAUAUUU
Messenger RNA from Gadus chalcogrammus (walleye pollock), 988 nucleotides. RefSeq names its product non-histone chromosomal protein HMG-14A-like. The coding region runs from base 251 to 595 and encodes 114 amino acids. The transcript is spliced from 6 exons. The record is from RefSeq and is a predicted model, not a curated record. NCBI's taxonomy places the organism in Eukaryota, Metazoa, Chordata, Actinopteri, Gadiformes, Gadidae.